This is a messenger RNA of Bursaphelenchus okinawaensis, 431 nucleotides long. The record is from the annotation of a GenBank genome assembly. NCBI's taxonomy places the organism in Eukaryota, Metazoa, Nematoda, Chromadorea, Rhabditida, Aphelenchoididae.
AUGACCGGAACCGAGCGUAAAGUGUUUCAAGUAAGUUUUUUUCUUAUUUUUACAUUGAUUUUUAGGUUUUUUGGAAGGAAAGAUGUUAUAUUAAAAUGUAAUGGAGUUAAGGAUUAUGUUAUUUAUGUAGAGUUACUGAUUUUUGACUUUUAAGCCUAGAUUUAGUUAAAAUCGCUGAGGGAGACUUAUUUUCUAACCUAACUUUAUUUCAGAAAUACUAUCCACCGGAUUUCGAUCCAAACAAGCUUACCAAGGCUAAGGGAAAGAAGGGAAGUUCACAGUUCGUUCAGCGUGUGAUGGCCCCAUUCAACAUGCAGUGUAAUAAAUGUACCGAUUAUAUUUACAAAGGAAAGAAGUUUAACAUGAGAAGAGAAACAGCACAAGGUGAAGACUAUCUGGGAUUGAAGAUCUUUAGGUUUUGCUUCAGGUAA